UACGUUACGUACAGCAGCCACAGACAAACAACUACUGCAGGAACGCGCCUCCCUCAAGGUUUUCAUCGUCAGGGGUAAAAGAAGCUUGAAGGAGCCACAACCAUGUGUUGGACGCGUGUCGACCUCUGUCUGCAGAUUACUUACUUGACUUGGCUUUUGGUGGUGGUGAGAGAUCUCAUUUACCCCUGCAGGAUGCAUGAGACUUGUCUUUCAUCUUUGGACGUAGUACCAUGGAUAGGAGAGUUCUAUUCUUGUGUACUGGUUAUGUGUGGUGGAUCGGAUCGGAUGGUUGAUAUGGUAUACUUUGAUAGGGGUUCGUGGAAAGUGACAGUUGAGUUCGAGUAAUUGAUGUGUCCCUUGCUUGAGUGUCUGUGCUGUGUGUGCUUAAAAUAGAUGAAUUAGGUGAUGUUGUGUGUAUUGGUUGAUCAGGAGGUAUUGUGGUCUGGGGUUAGUUAUUGGUUGAUGAUUGUUCUGUUGUAUGUUCUGUUUC
This is a messenger RNA of Aspergillus vadensis CBS 113365, 490 nucleotides long. RefSeq lists its product as uncharacterized. The record is from RefSeq and is a predicted model, not a curated record. The transcript has a single exon. NCBI's taxonomy places the organism in Eukaryota, Fungi, Ascomycota, Eurotiomycetes, Eurotiales, Aspergillaceae. The coding region runs from base 103 to 345 and encodes 80 amino acids.